Messenger RNA from Acinonyx jubatus (cheetah), 674 nucleotides. RefSeq names its product peptide YY (gene PYY). The transcript is spliced from 4 exons. Gene Ontology annotation, molecular function: neuropeptide hormone activity; neuropeptide Y receptor binding. Lineage: Eukaryota; Metazoa; Chordata; Mammalia; Carnivora; Felidae. Gene Ontology annotation, biological process: feeding behavior; neuropeptide signaling pathway. The coding region runs from base 157 to 450 and encodes 97 amino acids. The record is from RefSeq and is a predicted model, not a curated record. Gene Ontology annotation, cellular component: extracellular region.
CUCCUCGGACUCCCCCUCCCUUCCCAGGCCGGGGAUAUAAGCCCCGCAGGGAAAGCGCUGAGCAGAGGAGGAGGCCACAGCCCGACCUGCAGCAGUCCAGCCCUUGGGACUCCUCUCGCCUUCCACCUGCUCAUCUCCGCUUCCAGAACUGUCGCCAUGGUGACCGUGCGCCGGCCGUGGCCCGCCGUGGCCACAGUGCUGCUGGCCCUGCUCGCCUGCCUGGGGGCGCUGGUCCACGCCUACCCCGCCAAACCCGAGGCUCCCGGCGAAGACGCGUCGCCGGAGGAGCUGAGCCGCUACUACGCGUCGCUGCGCCACUACCUCAACCUGGUCACUCGGCAGCGGUACGGGAAACGAGACAGCCCAGAAGCGGUCCUCUCGAAACUGCUCUUCCCCGACGGCGAGGACCGCCAGGUCAAGUCACGGCCAGAAGGCGCGUACAUGUGGUGACGACCCCAAAGCCUCCUGGGAGACACGCCGACUGCACCGACCUCGUUUGCAUGUGUGCUCCUGACCCCGGAACCUGGGUUCCUCUCGCUGCCUACUGUGCCUGGGAGGGGGUGGGGGUGCUGGAUGGGGUCUUCAUCCCAUUUCUCCGUGCCCCCGGCCCCUGGGCUGGAGGGCUGUGUGUGGUCUUUCCCUGGUCCCCAAAUAAAGAGCAAAUUUCACUGAAA